UCAAGUGGUGUUGUAGAGGUUCUGGGUUUCCAAUCGCUGGUUUACUUUUUUCCCUGUGUGAAGCUGCUCUGGCCUAAGUCACUGUAAAGUCUCUCUUCUUGCCCAGCUCAGUGCUACCAUUGCCAGGGUCUGGCUGUCAUUCUCCCAAAGCCACCUUUUCACCUCUCGAUUCUGACUGGAUUUGCGCAGCAAAAGGAAAGCCAUGUGGGGUUGCAGCUAUUUUGUUGGUGUUUUCCUGAUUUCAGUUUCAGCGUCGAUCCAGAAAGUAUAUACAGAAUAUAGAAUGGUGAACCAGGAUAUAUCCUUCUCUUUUAAGAGUCCCAAAGGUACAAUAGAAAUAGUCUGGAAGUUUAGACAUGACAAGAUCGUGGACUGGUCAGAUCUGUCCAAAGAGCCUGUAUAUUAUCAGCCGUAUAGAGGAAGAACUGUGAUUAACAAAAACACUUUAUCAAUCAAUGAAUUAAGGAAAGAAGAUGUCGGUAUCUACACAUUGGAAUACACAUUUGAAGAUGGCAAUACUGAAGAGUUUAAGUACAACCUAACGGUACUUGACCCACUUUCAAAGCCAAAGAUUACAUGCAACGGGAAUCUUUCUGUUGUUCAUAUGAUUUGCAACAAAAAUGUUACUUCAAAUGAAGACUUAGUUAAAAUAAAGUGGAUAUACAAAAGAGUGGAACUCCAGGACAAUGAUCCCAUUACUGACCAUUUACUGGUAAUAAAAGAUCCCUUAAAUAACAAGGGAGCGUAUGUUUGUAUUGUAAACCAACCAGGAAAUAGUGAAGAAAGCGAUCCUUUUCAAAUGGAGGAUUGUGACGGGGUUAUGUAUCAACGCCACCGCUAUUUCAUCUUUUUCGUUUUAAUUCCACCAUUUUUAUUGGUAGGAAUAGCACUAGUAUAUCAAUCAAUUUCUAAACAUGUGGCUUAGUUAUGUUGUAUAAAACGUGCUACAAAUUGGAAUAAGUGUAAAGCAGCUGAUAACUCUGGGGAGGAAAGAGACCAUCACCAGCUUGAAGAAGAUCCUGUAACAUAAUUGAUCAACUGCUGAGAAGAAAGUUUAUGCGCCUGAAGAACACAUUGUAUAGAAUUUUUGUUUGUGUUGGCCACUGAGAAGGUUCUACGUUUAAGCCCCACGUCAGGAUUAUCGACUCAGGCUUGACUGACACUUCAG
Molecule: messenger RNA, 1168 nt
Organism: Callorhinchus milii (elephant shark)
Lineage: Eukaryota; Metazoa; Chordata; Chondrichthyes; Chimaeriformes; Callorhinchidae
Product: carcinoembryonic antigen-related cell adhesion molecule 1-like
Exons: 5
Coding region: 203-925 (240 amino acids)
Source: RefSeq, a predicted model, not a curated record